AUGCGUGCGUUCAAGAGUGAGGUGAAUGGAGUGGGUGGGAGUGAGUUGUUGUCGGUGUUGAUGCGUCCGGACACCAGCCGGCCGGAGUUGGAUGAGAGCGUGGGGCAGAUGGUGACGAUGCACGCGGGCGGCGGUGAUGUGACGGUUUUGGUGUUGGCGCCCAAGAGGGCGUUUGAGGUGGACGUGGGGGGGGAGCGGACGUCGUUGACAAUGGAGACGGCGGUGGUGGAGGGUGAGAGCUACGACUGGUUCGAGCACUGGGACCGGAUGAUGGUGUGGCGACCGAAGGGGGGGCCGCCGAGCGACAAACGCGCGGAGGCGGCGCUGCUUGGCGCGCUGCGGCGCCGCUUAGCGCCGAGCGUGCGGCGAGGCAACCCCGAGGCGGUGGACGCACUCUGCUGCGACGUCUUUGGCGAACACUUCCACGAGCUGGACGAGCUGCAAGGUAAUGAAGACGGGUACGAGAUGCAGCUUCUGGACGACGGUGACGACGUCUCGGUUGCCCUGACGAGGCCGGUCGACGCUUCGGAGUUGAAGAAGCUCUUGGAGCAGGUGCCCGAAGACUGGAGACCGGCUCUGCUAAGGGCAGUGGCAUGUAAGGCUCAGGAUGGGAACGGCGGCGGGGACGUGGAGGGCGGGCGUGCCCGGCCCCGGAAGUGUCGCGCAGAAUAUUGGAUCGGAGGCGCUCUCGCCCUUGGCCUCACCGGGCUCUUGACCGGGUAUUGCUUCUUGAAUAAUCAGGGGGCGAAUCAGCAGUCCAGUGAGCCGGGAUGUCCGCAAUUCAGAUUCGGGGACCUCCGAACAACUGUUAUUUCAACGAACCGCUCAGGGACCGCCCCGAUGCCAGUGGCACCCUGCGACAGCGGCACUCUCUUCUGCGGCAACAAGCAAAACGCGUCUAUGAUCGACUUCUGCCGGAACUUCGGGCGCCCCUGGUCUGAACUCUUUUCGCAGGCUUGGAACAUUUCCCAAAGACUCGGGUUCGAAGAAUGCGGCGUCGUCUGCCAUACCCCCCAAGAAACAAGGAGCGCCAUCGCCACCCGGCUCCUCGAACGCUUCCCCCUUCAAGGCCUCAAUACGUCGAUCCCGAACCUACCACGGGCCGACCGGGGGGACGUCCCGACCUUGUUGGGUGAGGAGCAAAUCCAGCCAAUCUUCGCUGCAUUCAUUCGCGACCCGGACUGCUCAGGCUCGGUCUCGCCAUGGCGAGAACUCGACAAGCUCGGACGUUGCUUCUGCGACCAUGCGAACAUCACCUGCGACGUGUACAGCGAAAGCUUGACCACUGCGACCACAGAAACCACAAGGACUACAGAAUACCUGACUUACUACUUUUACCUCCCGAAAGAAAAGGAAGAAGACCAGAAGGUCGAAAAGUGUGGCGUGCCAAAUGACGCCUGGACUACAGCCUUUGGCGUGUCAACAUACCUCCCCGACUUGUCCGCCUCCUUCGCCCCCUAUGUGGAACAAGGCUACAAGGUCGGCUGCUGUAGCCACGAGUGCUCCUUAAUAAGCCCAGACGCCGAAAAGAUUGUGCGAGCAAACGAGCUGCAGGUCAGACGCGCGAUUUCGGUUUUAGGAAUGGCGAAAAAAGUGGCCUGGUUUAACGGGGCGUUCGAUAGGGGUCAGGCAGGACUGGGCUAG
This is a messenger RNA of Gregarina niphandrodes, 1644 nucleotides long. RefSeq lists its product as hypothetical. Lineage: Eukaryota; Apicomplexa; Conoidasida; Eugregarinorida; Gregarinidae. The record is from RefSeq and is a predicted model, not a curated record. The transcript has a single exon. The coding region runs from base 1 to 1644 and encodes 547 amino acids.